GCACUCCUCUGCGGUAUCGUCCAAGAAUGGCCGCCGCUGCAGCAGGAAUAAACAAGCAGGGCGCCGUGGCGACGAUGGAGCCCUGUCUCCGACAUGGAAGGGGGGCUACUGGGAACACCGUGAAGGUGCUGGAGUGUGGAGUCUGUGAGGACGUCUUCUCUCUCCAAGGCGACAAGGUCCCUCGUCUUCUGCUCUGCGGUCACACCGUGUGCCAUGAUUGUCUCACCCGGCUGCCCCUCCAUGGCAGAGCCGUCCGCUGCCCCUUCGACAGACAGGUCACUGAACUGGGAGACUCUGGCGUUUGGGGUCUAAAGAAGAACUUUGCCCUGCUUGAGCUGCUGGAGCGACUGCAGAAUGGAGCCACCAACCAGUCAGGAAUGGCCGACGAUGCUCUGAAAGGGAUGGGAGAAUGUAUAAUCCGGUGUGACGAGGACGAGAGCCACACGGCCUCCAUGUACUGCACCGUGUGCGCCACCCACCUGUGCGCAGAGUGCUCCCAGCUCACCCACUCCACCCGCACGCUGGCCAAACACCGCCGGGUGCCGCUGGCCGACAAGCCCCAUGAGAAGAUGCUCUGCCCGCAGCACCAGGUCCACGCCAUCGAGUUCGUCUGUCUGGAGGAGCCGUGCCAGUCUGGGCCGCUCAUGUGCUGCGUGUGCAAGGAGUACGGCAAGCACCAGGGACAUAAGCACGCUCUCCUUGAGACUGAAGCCAACCAGAUCCGUGCGUCCAUCCUGGACAUGGCCCACUGCAUCCGCACCUUCACAGACGAGGUGUCCGAGUACUCCAGGAAGCUGGUGGGCAUCGUGCAGCAAAUCGAGGGCGGCGAGCAGAUCGUGGAGGAUGGCGUGGGCAUGGCACACACGGAGCACGUCCCGGGCACAGCUGAGAGUGCACGGUCCUGUGUCCGGGCUUACUUUGCAGACCUCCACGAGACGCUGUGUCGGCAGGAGGAGAUGGCGCUGAGCGUGGUGGACGCUCACGUCCGGGAGAGGCUGAUCUGGCUGCGGCAGCAGCAGGAGGACAUGACCAUCCUGCUGUCCCAGGUCUCCACCGCCUGCCUGCACUGCGAGAAAACUCUUCAGCAGGAUGACUGCAGAGUUGUGCUGGCAAAGCAGGAGAUCAACUGUCUGCUGGAGACUCUCCAGAAGCAGCAGCACCAGUUCACGGAGCUGGCAGAUCACAUCCAGCUGGAUGCCGGCAUCCCCGUCACCUUCACUAAGGACAACCGAGUCCACAUCGGUCCAAAGAUGGAGAUCCGCGUUGUGACUCUCGGGCUGGACGGAGCUGGAAAAACCACCAUCCUCUUCAAGCUGAAGCAGGAUGAGUUCAUGCAGCCCAUCCCAACCAUCGGUUUCAAUGUGGAGACGGUUGAAUAUAAGAACUUGAAAUUCACCAUCUGGGAUGUCGGUGGGAAGCAUAAACUCAGACCGCUCUGGAAACACUAUUAUCUCAACACUCAGGCGGUGGUGUUUGUGAUUGACAGCUGCCACAGAGACCGGCUGAUGGAGGCCCACAGCGAGCUGGCCAAACUACUGACGGAGAAGGAGCUGAGAGACGCCCUGCUGCUCAUCUUUGCCAACAAGCAGGACGUUCCCGGCGCCGUGUCCGUGGAGGAGAUGACGGAGCUGCUGAGCCUCCACAAGCUGUGCUGCGGGAGGAGCUGGCACAUCCAGGGCUGCGACGCUCGCAGUGGAAUGGGCCUCCACGAGGGGCUGGACUGGCUCUCCAGGCAGCUGGUGGCUGCCGGGGUCCUGGAUGUCGCCUAAAGGCGCCAACCCAGAUCCCAGUCUGAGUCCGGCUCAUCAGGUCUCCAAAAACUUCCAGGGUUCAGCUGAAAGCCGGACCCUCAUCUUUCCUUCUUUAGGCUCCAUCGUGGCAAAGAGAAGAAAGAUGUAAAAACUGCCUCUGGUUCCGUUACACCUGAUCUGGACCCUCCUAACCUCAGACCAGAACCUGAACACUGCAGACCCCCCACAGGUCUAACAUGUUGCUGUUUUCUUUGCUUCUAACCCUUUUCUCCGUGUUUAUCUGGCCCUCCUGUAGCCGACUCUCCGGGUCUGCGCCCCGACUGUGUGGACUGUAUUUACUCAUCAUAGCCUCCAUAUGUGAAGUAAACUCCAUGGUGUAAUUAUCCCAUCAUCUCUUUAGCUUUAGCCUGUAAGCAUCGGAUAAUCCUGAGAAAGGUUGGGACAGAAAGCUGUGGUUACCACCAAACCUUCAGAUUUUGCCUUCUUUUCCAGCGGAAGCAGUAGCAGCUGACGUCUGAUUGGCUGUCCAGGUUUUGUGUGCAGUUUUUCUUUAUUUGGCGUGUGAAGGUAUUUAAAGACGCGGCUGGGCUGGAGCUGUGGUCUGAAGUGUUUUCUGUUACAAACCGUUUACUGAGCUUAUUUAUCAGCAGGAAUGUGGACGUUUCCGGCUCGCAGCAUCUGCAUCACCUUUCAUGUGGAAACAAAUGAAGCAUCUGCUGUUCCUAAAAGCAUAUUAACCUCACUGCUAAGGAACAUUUCCAGUAUCUUAUCUAACUGGAGUGUUUAAAGCUGGCCGUUUGACGGGCCGUCAGAGAAAAUGUGAAGCGUGGAGGAACGUUAACCCCAACACUGACACUUGUCUUGUCAUUGAGGAAACAUUUCAGUGUGAUCUUUAUUCAUUGCUAUGUAAUGUUUAUUAUUGGUUUAUGUAUAAAAUGCACGUGUGAAAAGCCUUUCCACAGCGACACCUGGAAGCACAGAGCGAGUGGAAGCCUUUGUUACGUGUGGACUUGACGGCGCUUUUGUAAAUGACAUGAUGUGAUGCUGUAAAAUAAACGACUUGAUCUCA
Molecule: messenger RNA, 2820 nt
Organism: Melanotaenia boesemani (Boeseman's rainbowfish)
Lineage: Eukaryota; Metazoa; Chordata; Actinopteri; Atheriniformes; Melanotaeniidae
Gene: trim23
Product: tripartite motif containing 23
Exons: 11
Coding region: 27-1769 (580 amino acids)
Biological process (GO): intracellular protein transport; vesicle-mediated transport
Cellular component (GO): cytoplasm; plasma membrane; lysosomal membrane
Molecular function (GO): GTPase activity; GTP binding; zinc ion binding
Source: RefSeq, a predicted model, not a curated record